AUGGGAUUGUGCAUAAUAAUCUAUCUGCUGCUGUUGGCUCUCUUCAACAUCUCAACAAUCCUAGCACAAGAUCUGUGCCCUUCUUUUCACUGCGGCAACGUCACGGUGCACUACCCUUUCAAAUUGGAAGACGAGACGCCUCCAACUUGGAGCAGCUGCACCUACAUCAACCUCAACUGCAACAGGGCCUCGAACGCCACCAUUCUCAACCUCCCUCACUUGGGAGAAUUCUACGUCCACAGGAUCGACUACACUCAGCUAUACAUCCAACUCUACGACCCUCGGAAUUGCCUCACGGAGAGACUCUUCGACUCGAGCUUGAGCCCCCCUAUAUCUUCUCCUUUCAAGGCUGCCUAUGACAACUACACCUUGUAUGUAUGCCCUCUUGAUUUUCCUGUGGAUCCGAUUCUCUGCUUGAGCAACUCCACGAAUGUGACUGUAGCUGCUCGUGGUUCGUUCAAGGAUGAACAUAGGUGCCAGGCUACGCGCACCGGGCCUCUUCCAGUAUAUCAUGAUGCCAAUUUCUUGUUCCUAACUUGGGAUUAUGAUGAUUGCAUAAAGUGUAAAGACAGUGAUGAUCAUGAUUCAGGCAGAAAGGGAUCGAAGAUAAUAAGCAAGAUAGUUGCAGUGGCAUUGACUUUGCCUGGCCUCAUCAUUAUGAGCUUAACCUGCUGCUAUGUUUUUUGCUUCCACUUAAUGAGGAUGAUUGGAGGCAGAUACGUUCCGGACUUUGCUGCUGUUGCAGCAGAAUCCGGAGCGGCUCCUCUGCCAUCCAUCACCAGCAACCCGGCGGGGCUGGAUGAGUCCAAGAUCGUGCGAUGCACGGAACUAGUUAUUGUUAACGGGGACCUGAGCUGUAAGAGUACUAAGACGUGCUCGAUAUGCUUAGAGAAUUACUCUGAGAAGGAGACAGUGAGUGUAAUAAGUAAGUGUCAACACUGCUUUCACACUCACUGCAUCCAGCAAUGGCUCGAAAAGAGCGACACAUGUCCCGUUUGUCGGACUUCUCUAUCCGACGUCGUUUAA
Messenger RNA from Salvia miltiorrhiza (redroot sage), 1026 nucleotides. Its product is annotated as RING-H2 finger protein ATL22-like. The record is from RefSeq and is a predicted model, not a curated record. The transcript is spliced from 2 exons. Gene Ontology annotation, molecular function: polysaccharide binding. The coding region runs from base 1 to 1026 and encodes 341 amino acids. NCBI's taxonomy places the organism in Eukaryota, Viridiplantae, Streptophyta, Magnoliopsida, Lamiales, Lamiaceae.